Messenger RNA from Neltuma alba, 500 nucleotides. RefSeq names its product stress-associated endoplasmic reticulum protein 2. Gene Ontology annotation, cellular component: endoplasmic reticulum. The transcript has 3 exons. Gene Ontology annotation, biological process: endoplasmic reticulum unfolded protein response. Bases 165 to 371 code for a protein of 68 amino acids. Lineage: Eukaryota; Viridiplantae; Streptophyta; Magnoliopsida; Fabales; Fabaceae. The record is from RefSeq and is a predicted model, not a curated record.
AACGGGGGCAUAACAGAAAGCGUUCGUUGUUUCCUGUGUGUUUACGCGUCCGAGCUGCCUGAAGAGGGUGGAAGAGGGAAGGUGCUGCCGGAACCAUCUAGCUUAUCUCAAUCUCCGGCGAUCUCGUUGUUCCAGCCUUUUCCGGUCUCCGAUCUACCGCCACCAUGACGACAUCAAGGCGCCUUGCAGAUAGGAAGGUGGUGAAGUUUGAGAAAAAUAUCACAAAAAGAGGGGCUGUGCCGGAAACAACUACCAAGAAGGGGAAAGACUAUCCUGUUGGGCCAAUGCUUCUUGGAUUCUUCGUAUUUGUGGUCAUUGGAUCUUCUCUCUUUCAGAUAAUCAGGACAGCAACGAGUGGAGGCAUGGCAUAAAUGGAGCUUCUCUUUAGAUUGUGUCAUCUUCUCUUUACUAGCAUGUAGAAAGUGGCAAUACUUUUACAGUUUCCUUCUUGUUCUGUAUUACUAAAUGAGUGGUUGACUGAUGGUUUAACUUUUGAGGAA